AAAUUUUUUUAUUUUAAAUUUUUUUUUUUAUUCUUGUUAAUAAAAAAAUAUUUCUUUUGAAUAUCUCCUAAAUAUGGUUUUUAAAAAUCGCGUAAUUCAUACCGGAUAUAAAAAACGUGCAAGCUCACUUUAUUAAGUUACACAAUAGACGCGUUACGUAACUUUUGAUACUUAAACGACACAUCCUGGUGCUAAAUAAUUAUUUUAAUAAAUACCUGACUUCGUUCCUGCGGAUUUUCGUUUUUCAUAAAGCGAUCUUAUUUAUAAGGAGUUUUAAGAGUCAUUGAAUUAUGUCUUAUGAGCACGUACCUGAGGCUUCUUUAGUGACUUUGACACGUCAAAAAGAGAAUGUUUUCGUUGAGGAAUCACGAAAAGCGUUAAAACGCCAAAUAGAAGAUAAAGAAAAUUUUGAAAACGUUCAACACAACAAAGUUCAAUUAACUGGUGAUUGUAAGUCAAUAAAAAUACAAGCGACGAAAUAUAAUGAAAAAGUGAAAGAAAAUAUUGAUAAUUUAGAAAGAAACGAAGAUAAACCUACUUUUCAAAACCUUUCCAAGAUUCAUAACCUUUUGGUAGUUGACGUAAAAGAUACACACAAAUCCAAGAAAGUGACUUUAAUAAAUGAAAAUAAUUUGGAAGAAUUUUUGCUCAAUUUGUGUGAUUCCUGGAUGGAUACAAAGAUUUUUAAGAAUGAUACCGUUAGUAUUUUUGGUGAAUUUAAACAUAGGACAUGCACAGCGAACGAUACGAACAAUGUUAUUAUAAUUGUCAACCCUGAUAUACUCGUAUCAUCUACCUGCGUUAGUGAAGCAUACGGUUGUAUGAGGAGGGCUAUUUUAAAGGAGCGAAUAAGUAGUGGCAAUUUUAAUACCGCAUCUGCUAUUCUUGGAACUCUUAGUCACGAGUACUUCCAAGAUUGUUUAAAACAUAAUGAUUUUUCAUCAUCUUAUAUGGAUUUGACAUUAAAACAAAUUAUGAAAAAAAAUAUCCCAAAAUUAUACUUUGCUAAUUUAAAAGAAUCAAAAGUUAUUAAAGAAUUAUCGGAAAGAAAAACCAUAUACCAUAAUUUUGCUGAAUGUUAUAUCGGUCAAGUGCCAAAAUUUGGUUUGGGUAAGAUCGAAAGCAUUCGAGGCGAUGAACAUUCACUUGUUUGUAUCAGUAAAACUUUGGAUGUUGAGGAACGUAUUUGGUCUCCAGCAUUCGGUCUCAAAGGAGUUUUAGAUGCUUCAAUUGAGGUCAAAGUUUUAGAAAACAAGACUUUGAAAAAAUAUAUUAUGCCGUUAGAAAUAAAAACUGCUUGGAAGGAGGAUCAUGCUCAUAAUUUACAAACAAUAUUAUACUGCGUAAUGAUGAAUGAUCAUUAUAAAGUUGAUGUCGGAUCAGGCUUACUUUAUUACGUAAAAAGCAGUAAUGAUCAAAAGGCAGGAAAAUUAAAAAGAAUUCAUGUAUCAGUUCAAGAAUUGCGAGAAAUACUAAAGACUCGUAACGAAAUUGUAUGGUAUAUCUCAAAUCGACAACGGCAUAUUUUGCCACCAAUGAUUAAAGAUUCUUAUGUAUGUGGUAAAUGUAACAUUAGGUCCACAUGCUUUCUUUACAAUAAGGCUUUCGAAAAAGGUACAUCAGAAGAAUCUGGCGUUGUUGAACUCUUUGAUAAUGCUACUGCACAUCUUGAAGAAAAUCACGUUGAAUUCUUUCGAAAAUGGGAAGAAUUAAUUAAGUUAGAAGAAGAAAAUAUGAACCAGAUUCGACCACAAAUAUGGAAUACAUCACGUUCAAAUAGUGAUCCUACCCAAAGCCUUUAUAACAUGCAUUUAGAUUUGAAUAGUAUAAUCGAAUUUCCAGGGUCAACUGGAUUAUGUCAACUCAAUUGCAAAUUUUUUCAAAUAGAUUCUAAAGGAAGAUCAUUAUUGGAUACUCAAUUCUGUAUCAAUGAUUUUGUUGUUGUAUCUUCUGAACAAGGACAUUAUGCUUUAUCUACUGGCUUUGUGACUGAAAUUACACCAGAUUAUAUUUGUCUAACUUUGGAUAAAAAACCUCGUGGAGGUCCGAAACACGCAACAGACUUUGAUAUAGAGUCUUGUCACAGUUUUUUAGGGUUACAAGAUAGAUCGAAAAAAGAAGAAAUAAUAAAAAAUCCUUUAGGAUUUGAUUUGGCCACAACUUCUUAUCGAAUUGAUCGUGAUGAGCUGACUUCUAGUAUAAAAUUAGUACGACAAAAUCUUGUCAGUCUUCUUAUGGAUGAUUCAACUAGAAGGUUAAGACAACUAAUUAUUGAUCUUGAUGCACCACGAUAUAGUCGAACUUUUUCUACUCUAACAAAUUAUAAUGAUCUUAAAAAAGAUUUGAAUGAAGAUCAGAUUAAUGCAUUUGAAUUGGCUUUGAAGGCCGAAGAUUAUGCAUUAAUUUUGGGGAUGCCGGGAACUGGAAAAACCUUUACUAUAGCCCAAAUUAUUAAAGCACUUUUACGUAGAGGUGAAUCAGUGCUUCUUGCUUCUUAUACUCAUUCUGCCGUUGAUAAUGUCCUUUCAAAACUAAACGGUCACAGUAAAGAAAUAUUGAGAAUCGGCGAUAAAAUCCGAUAUUUACUAAACGAAGGUUCGACUAUUGUAUCAUCGAUGAAGCAACACAAAUAACAUUACCUACUUGUAUUGGACCACUUCGUUUUGCAGACCGAUUCCUUCUAGUUGGUGACCAUAAUCAAUUACAACCUUUAGUACUCAGAACAGAAGCUAUUAAGAAAGGAAUGGAAAAGAGUUUAUUCAAAACCUUUACAGAAAUUCAUCCAAAUGCAGUUGCAAAUUUAAGAUACCAAUAUAGAAUGAAUGAAGACAUUAUGAAUUUAUCCAAUUCAAUAAUUUAUGAUAGUAAGAUGCUUAACGGGUCAAUGAUUACGGCUCAAACACUUUUAUACAUUCCUAAAUGGAACGAAGAUUUUCUUUCCCAGUUUCAUGACCCGGAUUAUUAUUGCUGUCAUGAAAGUUGUUGGCUAAAGGAUGUAAUUGAUCCAAAAAGAUCAUUGAUUAUGAUUAAUACGGAUAACCUUCUU
Molecule: messenger RNA, 3046 nt
Organism: Rhizophagus irregularis DAOM 181602=DAOM 197198
Lineage: Eukaryota; Fungi; Glomeromycota; Glomeromycetes; Glomerales; Glomeraceae
Source: RefSeq, a predicted model, not a curated record